Messenger RNA from Lampris incognitus (smalleye Pacific opah), 1633 nucleotides. RefSeq names its product adrenoceptor alpha 1Aa (gene adra1aa). Gene Ontology annotation, cellular component: membrane. Lineage: Eukaryota; Metazoa; Chordata; Actinopteri; Lampriformes; Lampridae. The coding region runs from base 16 to 1464 and encodes 482 amino acids. Gene Ontology annotation, molecular function: alpha1-adrenergic receptor activity. The transcript is spliced from 2 exons. Gene Ontology annotation, biological process: cell-cell signaling; phospholipase C-activating G protein-coupled receptor signaling pathway; positive regulation of cytosolic calcium ion concentration. The record is from RefSeq and is a predicted model, not a curated record.
UUUGCAUUGCAACAGAUGCUUCCUGAGAUGGACAGGAUGAACCCAGAGCCUCUCACUCAGAACUGCUCCAACUGUAGCCAGGUAUUGGUCCCAGAGCUCAAUUUGGUCAAAGCGGUGGUAUUGGGCUUGGUGUUGGGUACCAUAAUAUUGUUUGGUGUUGUGGGAAACAUCCUGGUCAUCCUCUCAGUAGUCUGCCAUAGACACCUACGGACAGUCACAAACUAUUUCAUAGUCAACCUGGCGGUGGCAGACCUCCUCCUGAGCUCAACUGUACUGCCUUUCUCUGCCAUCUUUGAGAUCCUGGAUCGGUGGGUGUUUGGAAGAGUGUUUUGCAAUGUUUGGGCAGCUGUGGAUGUGCUGUGCUGUACUGCAUCCAUCAUGAGCCUCUGUGUGAUCUCCGUGGACCGCUACAUUGGAGUCAGUUACCCUCUGCGUUACCCAGCCAUUGUGACGGAGCAGAGAGCCCUGCUGGCCGUGGUGCUGCUGUGGAUGCUGUCCAUCAUCAUAUCCAUCGGUCCAUUGUUUGGCUGGAAGGAGCCAGCGCCAGAGGACGAGUCAAUCUGCAAGAUCACAGAGGAGCCGGGCUAUGCCAUCUUCUCGGCCGUGGGCUCCUUCUACCUUCCCCUGGCCAUCAUACUGGUCAUGUACUGCCGAGUUUACGUGGUGGCUCACAGGGAGAGCCAGGGACUCAAGGAGGGUCAGAAGACGGAGAAGUCGGACUCAGAGUGUGUGACACUCAGGAUACACCGGGGUAACACGGUGGUGUCGGAGGACGAGGCCCUUCGUACCCGCACACACUUCGCCCUGCGGCUGCUCAAGUUCUCACGUGAAAAGAAGGCCGCAAAGACGCUGGGCAUCGUGGUUGGCUGCUUCAUCCUGUGCUGGCUGCCCUUUUUCCUGGUAUUGCCUAUUGGUGCCAUUUUCCCCACAUACAGACCCUCCGACACGGUUUUUAAGAUCACCUUCUGGCUUGGCUACUUCAACAGCUGCAUCAACCCUAUCAUCUACCCAUGCUCCAACCUGGAGUUCAAGAAGGCUUUCCAGAGUUUGCUUGGUGUGCGCUGUCUGAGAAUCCCUCCCAGAUCACACAACUAUGUGACUCCAGGUUCAAGUCAGGGUCAGGGCCACGGUCAGACCCUCACCAUGGGUUUGGAAAGCAGGAGGGACCCCUCUCGCCUCAGCCCCUCCUCCUCUAUUAACCUGUCCAGAACCCCUUCAUCCAGGGACAGCAGAGAGUGGAGGGGUUUUUCCGGAUGCUCGCGAGAUGGUCGCGGCCCGGCAGAGAACAGCAGGGCUAAAGUGGCCAAAUUCUGCAGCAAGAGCCUCCAAAGGACCUGCUGCUGCAUCCUCAGUGAUGGCGCUCCGCCCCAGGAACUGAACCACAUCCAGCCCCCUCCCACUGGAAACCUCCCCACCAUUAAAAUCCACCAACUAUCCCUGUGUGAAAAAGGAGAGCCUGUUUGACCACUUAAAUCCUUUCCAUCCGCUACCACGAUCCACUCUCAAGGUCCCGGACUGUUUGCGGGAAACAGAUGAAGUUUAUCCACUCCUGUUUCUCCUCUCAAAGUGAUAUAAAUGACUCAGUGGUGACUUGUGAGACUGGUCAGUGUGUUACCGAAAUAUUAUGAAAACU